This is a messenger RNA of Dermatophagoides pteronyssinus (European house dust mite), 1285 nucleotides long. RefSeq lists its product as uncharacterized. The record is from RefSeq and is a predicted model, not a curated record. NCBI's taxonomy places the organism in Eukaryota, Metazoa, Arthropoda, Arachnida, Sarcoptiformes, Pyroglyphidae.
UUUUCGCCUGAUUUUUUUCACUUGAUUUUUGAUUUAAAAAUGUACAAAAAUAUCGUUAUUAUUAUCAAAUUGAUCGGUAUAAUUAUUGUUCAUCAAUGUACAACCAGUGAUCAACAUAAUGUAACAGGAAAACAAGAACCAAGAUCAAUUCCAUGUGUUGUUCGAUAUGAUUAUGGAAAAUUAUCGGAAAAUCAUGAUAAAAAAAUCGAUGGUAAUAUGUUGGAUAAAGGAUUAGAGGAUUUAAUAUCAUUGGAUAUAGUGAACAAAUUAAUGACAGUUAUACAAUGGAAAGGUAAAGAUGAAGAAUCAAAGAAUAAUGCUAAUCAAUCACCAAUCAUAAGUAUGGCAAUAUCGAUUAAUGAACAAACAAACAAAACACGUAUUUAUUGUUUAAAAUCUUAUGAUCGAUUAACAUAUCAAAUUGGUGAUUAUAAUCAAGAAAUCGAUAUGAAUGAAGUGAAAAUAUUUACCGGUGUACAUGAAGAAAAUCAAAUAAUGGGUGCGAUUUCCUAUCAAAACAAAGGAAUAAUAUCAUCGUUUUAUGGUAAAUUAUCAUAUCGUAUAAAAAUGUAUAAAUUUGAGGAAAAACAAUAUGGUACAACUAAUUUUGAAUGGAAAAAAUCAUUGGUAGUUGAUUCGGGUUUAAAUCUUAUAUAUCAAUUUGAUGAAACACCUAGUGUACAACAACAACAAGAAUUUAUAAAAUCAUUUGCACAAAUAUUUGGUCCAUAUUCAUUUACAUAUGGUUUUGUUGAUAAAGGUCAAAUCUAUUUAUUCUCGAGUCAUGAUGAUAAAGUAAUAACAUUUUCAAUGGAUAUUUUUGAAAAUAUGGAACAAAAAUAUCCAUUCAAAUUACAAUCAUAUCGUGAUUUUAUAAAUUGUAAUAAAAAAAUUGAACCGAUUAUAAUUGAUAAUAAACAUAAUAAUGGAACUGAUGUACCUAAUAAUGAACCAAAAGAAUUUUCUACUACUAUUUUGAUAAUUAUAGUUGCAUCAAUAAUAAUAUUUUUACUAUUGAUUGUAUCGUUGGUUUGUUUUUUACGAAAAAAAUCCGGUAAAAAAAAUCCAGUAAAAAAAUUAUUACCAAAACAGCAGAUUAAUUUAGAUGGAAAGUCCCAUUCAUUGAUAUCACCAUCAAAAACAACAACAACAGCAACAAGCGCAGCAGCAACAAGCACAGCAACGAUGAAUGAGAAAACAAUAUCAAAUUCAUCAAUGUUAUCAAGAACACCAUCAACAACAAAAAAAAUGAGCAAAAUUUAUAAUAUUAAUUGAAUAAAUAAAA